UCCAUCCAGGUAAACAUGGCUGCUCAAAAACUCAGAAUUCAGUUAGAGCCUGAAAACUAAGAAAAGUUUUUAAUUGCUUUUAAUUAUUUAAAGAGGCUCUAAUGAUAUACCAAUAUUUCCAACUUGUCGUUUGUUCUUUUUUAUCUUUCUUUCUGUGAAUCUUACGUUUGAAGCUUGCUAGCUUGCUAUCUUCUCCAUAGAACAGGAUGAGUUCUCCAGCUAGCAGUAGCUGUCUUUCUACUAAAGGACUGGACAUAAGUCUGUCUGCCCUGCAGAGACAAGACCCCUACAUAAACAACAUUGUGGACGUGGCCAGCCAGGUCGCCCUGUAUACCUAUAAUAACAGGGCGAAUGAGUGGGAAAAGACAGAAGUGGAGGGCACUUUGUUUAUUUACACAAGAUUGGCAUCUCCCAGGCAUGGUUUCACGAUAAUGAACCGUCUUAGUGUUGAGAAUCUGACAGAGCCCAUCACAAAAGACUUGGACUUCCAGCUGCAGGAUCCUUUCCUCCUUUACCGGAAUGCACGAUUGGUUAUUUAUGGGAUCUGGUUCUACGAUAAGCAGGACUGUCAACAUAUUGCGCAAAAGAUGCGGAGUUUGACCCAGCAGGAGCAGAUCCUGGCUCAGUCUCACGGUGGAUCCAUAUCACCAGCAGCAGCAGCAGGAGGAGGAGGAGGAGGAGGAGGAGGCGGAGGAGGUGUUGGUUUAGUUGGGGGAAAUAAUGAGACCAAAGCGGUUGACAUCAUUCAGAUGUUGACUAAGGCACGAUCAGAAUACCACAAGUCUGCCUCAGAGCCAAAGGAGAUUGGAGGCAGCAGUGUUCUUUGUGGAAACCCUAACCUCAUUAAACCAAUUCCAGUUAAACCAACCACCCAGGUCAGUGAAGGUGCAGAAGCUCUGUUAGGCUCUGAACAUCAACAUCACCACGCUCUUAAAUCUGAAGUUCCUCCUGUUGCCCGCCCACCCGUUGCACGCACUCUGACCUACGAGGAUUCAGUCAACUCUGGCAGGAAUGCCGCCCCCACAGGUGGUGUAGACACAGGAGUCAAGCUGAUAGAUGGGGAAGACAGUGGGAACGCGCCACAUCAGCUGCCGAACCAAAUCCAACACUGUCCGGCCAUUGCAAAGCUCAUGCAGGGACCAAGGGGGGCAGCAGGAGCUGGUGGCGUACUACAAACACUGUCUGAGUCCCCCGAGAACCGGUUGUGUGAUAACGGAGUGCUGUUCCAACACCACCACCCCCACCUCCACCAUCAUCACCAUCACCAGCAGCUCCUCACCCAUCACCACCACCAGGAGCAGCACCACCACCAUGAUCCAAUAAAGAGAUUCCUGCAGGGCCAUCCACCUCCUCCACUUGCCACUUCUUUCACCUUCCCUGGUUCUCAGGCUUUGCACCAGAUCCCUCAUCUCGCCUCCCAGGCUGCCCAAGUGGAUUCUGUCUCACGGUCCCACCUGGAAGCACAACAAGGUCAGCAGCUGCUCCUCAGCCUGGUGAAGUUACAGACAGAAAUACAGCAGAGAGGGCAGGCAGAUCCUGCUGCUACAGGAACAGGUCUGUCAUCCCAGAUGCAAAGUGUGGUUUCUCCUCACGAGCUCCUCCAGAAACUCCAGCUGGUCCAGCAGGAACAGAGCCUGACUCCUCAUGAACAUCAUCGGACUCAUCCUCAUCCAGGACUAGCGCCUCGAUUUCAUGGAUCCAGUCAGAAUCAAAGUACAGGCUCAACCUUUGGCUCAGCCCCAACCCAGAUUUCAGGUGUCCAAGAUCAAAAAAUUGAGCCACAAUUUCAGAUCAUCUCCCCCCAGCGGAUACCUGCCACAGUGGCCCCCACUCUGCUCCUCUCUCCCAGUGUGUUCUCUCAGGCAAAGCCCAGCAGCAGGCCGCCGGCUGUUGCUCCAGACAGCCGCUCUGCAACCUCAACCUUACACAAACCCUCACUGCCAGAGGAGGUCACAGCUCUCUCUAAAAGCCAGCUUCAAGCAGCACUGCUGCAUCUGAUUCAGUCUGACAGCUCAUUCCUGGACUCCAUCUAUGAAGCAUACGUCAGCCGCUUUGCUAACGGCUCCAGCAGCAAGUACUGAUGACUCUACACAUCAGCUGUCUGUCUGCACACUCUCCCUGCUCGAAGGCAGAACCUGACACUUAGUGGACCUCUUCUUCUAAAUUACCAUGCUGUAUUUCAAUCUGGACAGUCUGGCUGUUCACUUAGAACAGGCUCUUAAAACAUAAUUACGGGUAUACAAAUGCAAAUAUAUAUACCGGUAUACAUUUUUUUUUUCCUUUAGCAGUCAUUUACAACUUUUAAAUAUUUGGACUGAUUAAAAAAAUUGGUACAAUUUAAUAAUUAGCAUGAUGGAUAAACUUGAAGUUUAAGUUGACAAUAGCUGGAACAUACUGUAUGGUUAAAAAAAUGUUCAGACUGGAUGAUAUUUUGCACAGUUUAUUCAGGUAUGUAUAUAUAUAAUACUUUUAGCAAUAGCCAGCCAACUAGACUCAAAACAUAUUCUUUCAUUUUUAUUAUUAGUUUUUAUUAGAUUUCUUGUUCAAGAUGUGAUCAAAUGUGGUUAUCUGUCUGCAGCGUUCAAAGUUUGACUUUACUUUUGUUGUUUUUUUCUUUGUAAAAUUCAAUAAGAGUUUAUAUGUCAAUUAACAUUAUAAAGAAGUAUUGAAUUAUUUCAUCAAGCAUGUGACAUUUAAAGGGCAUUUAUUAUUAUUUUCCUUAUUUAAUUGUGUUCAGGCUUGUAGCUCUGAACUGUUAUUUUUGCAAAGCUUGGAAUCCAGAAAUAAUAGUAAAAAUGUGCCUUUGAUUACACUCACUGGGACAGAAUCAUUGCUCACAAUAAGUUAACGUUGAAAAAAAAAUAGAAGUUCUGACAGCAAUCAGGUAACCUUCCAAAAUCUCUUCCUGUUCUGACCAGCAAUGUCACUCAGACAUGUCGGCACAUUCCAACAAGCAAAAUAUGUUGUUUCGGAUGGCUUGCUCUAUGUGAGCGUAUCAUGCAGUCUUUGUAAAUGUGAUUUAGUCUUGGAGUAAAACUGCAUUAAAGUAAUCUAGCUCUAAAAAUAUUUCCCCAUCACUAUCUAAGCUCUCUAAGUAUGUCUCCAGUUAGUUUGACGGCGACUACGUGGUAUUUGAGCUUAAAUCAUUCAAUCAUUCAUUUGGUUGCAGCAGAAGCAAAUAUAUUUUGGCUAUAUAAAUAUAAGAAAUAGUGAAAUUGGAAUUAUCUUAUCAUAAUAUUUUGAAAAAAAAAAAACAUUUUUAAUGACCGAGGGAAUUAAAGUAACAACCUCUGUUUAUGUUUAACCGGUAAACUUCAGUACCUAGUUCGUUCAGAUGUCUUAUCUCCUUCCCUCUGAUUUUAAUUGGUGUAAAAAUGACAGAUAACUUCUUUGAAAAAUAAUGUGAAAGAUGAUUAAUAUUUGAAUAACUCAAGAUUAGAUUUUUGUUCUUAUAGGUUUUAGACUAUUAUGUAAAAUAUUUGCCCUUUAAAUGAAGAUUGUUCAAAUUUAACAGAUUGAGCAGAGCUACAGUCAGAUAUUUCUUUUUUAACGUGUUUCAAUCGGGGUCCUUUGGGAAAAACUUUCAUGGCUCUUCAAGGGAUUAGUAGUUCUCUUUGAGCUAAGCAUCAAAUUUUUGAGUUCAACAUCUAGUCCAGCUUAAAGAAACAAAGCAGCUUAAGAAAACCUGCACUACCUCAGACUCUGCUUAUAGGACUUGGAGGAUUUAUUUGAUUUUAUGAGGGGACAGCCGUUUUUUUAUAUUAAUAAUAUACUUUAUUUUUACUGUCUGGAACCUUUUAGGAUAACAGCAUUGUUUAGAAAAAGGUAGAAGUAGUGCACAAAAACACAUUAUAACAGGUAAGAAAAUAAUAAUAUGCAAGGUUAGCUGAUAAAAUGUUCUCGCAGUGGCGAUGUUUUAACUCAGGUUGUUGCCACACAGCAAGCUUCAUAAAUUAGGCAACAAAAAUAUCAAUAUGUCAUCUGGAGAAUUUGCACUGACGUUCAUUUUAUUCACUUCCUACUUUUUAAGUCUAGUUGAGCUGAUCUAUUUAGUUAAUUAAACUUUUUUUUUUUUAUCAAUACUAUUUGCCACCAAACCAAGUUUGUUUUGUUUUGAAAUAUGUUACAGAGUCGGUGUGUUUUUAGCUUUUGCUGUAACUUGUACAGAGGCAGUCCCAACAAAGAAACGACAGAGGAUGUUUAAUUAAAAAGUUAUUUUUCUAUUUUAAAAUAAUAUGUAGCUUUCAUAACACCAAUAUAAACAACAUGCAUUUAAUUUCUAAAAUUGUUUAUAUUUUAAUUCAAAUAUUGUCUAAUUGAUUGUUUUUAUCUGUAUAAUUUGAGGCAUUUUGUUCAAAAGAGUGUUAUAAUAGUGUUUUUUUUUUUUUUUUUAAAGUUGUUUAAUAAAUGUUCCAAUCCAAACUCCCAGCGUUUUUCUUUUGGCUGUUAGUUUCAUUGCUUUUAUGAUCAUUUCUCCUGAAGAUGGAUGAAACCCAGAUUUAACACUAAUCCCUAAAAAUGUGUUCUCAUUAUUGCUUUAUUGCCACUUCAUUGCCUUGUUUUAAAGCAAUCGAUGGUGCAGCGUAAUGUCCACAGUGAUUAAUCAGCAGCUGCUCCACGUCCAGCCGAAAGAGCUUGGUAAUUAACCGCAACAAAUGCAAUGUCUUUUUUUUUUCCAUGUGUUUGAGGGGUUUUUUUAAGCUAGGCAUGAUACAAGGGAUGGAGAAAAGGUGUCUAACAUUAAACUGAUGGAUUUGAAGACCUCUCUUUGAUAUAGCUGUCUCUUACCAGGGUUAAAUUAGACAUAAAAG
Molecule: messenger RNA, 4811 nt
Organism: Cyprinodon variegatus (sheepshead minnow)
Lineage: Eukaryota; Metazoa; Chordata; Actinopteri; Cyprinodontiformes; Cyprinodontidae
Gene: dcp1b
Product: decapping mRNA 1B
Exons: 10
Coding region: 207-2081 (624 amino acids)
Biological process (GO): deadenylation-dependent decapping of nuclear-transcribed mRNA; positive regulation of catalytic activity; deadenylation-independent decapping of nuclear-transcribed mRNA
Cellular component (GO): P-body
Molecular function (GO): mRNA binding; enzyme activator activity
Source: RefSeq, a predicted model, not a curated record